AUGGCAACGCCGAGCAGGCGCGGGCGUUCUUGGCGGAGAAGCGAACGUCCGCCGCUGGACACUCCGGAGCGUCUGAGCCCGGCCAAGAGGUCGAAGCCCCUGGAGGACAAAACCCCAUCGCACGACCAGACGCACGUCGCCCGGCAGCACUCCUCCCUGCAGCAGCAGCAGCAGCAUCAGCAGCAGCACCAGCAGCAAGCCCCGGCAGCGCCGGCGCCCGGCAAUGGCGGCGGCGCGGUGCCCAUGGCGGCGGCCGCCCUGCUGCGCUGCCCCCUGUGCCAGGACGCGCUGAGCAGCCGCAUUCACCUGCAGCUGCACCUGACCCACCUGCACAGCGUCGCCGCCCACUGCAUCCCCAUGCUCAUGCAGACGACUCGCAUCGAGAGCCCGGUGAGAGCUCGCCGAGACCCCCCGGUGAGCGGAGUUCGGUGCCGCCACCGCAAGCGCCCGCUGCCCUACGACGCCGCGGUGCUCGUAAUUGGCCAUCCCGGCUUCAGCGGUGCCCUGCGGUGA
Molecule: messenger RNA, 513 nt
Organism: Lethenteron reissneri (Far Eastern brook lamprey)
Lineage: Eukaryota; Metazoa; Chordata; Hyperoartia; Petromyzontiformes; Petromyzontidae
Product: zinc finger homeobox protein 3-like
Source: RefSeq, a predicted model, not a curated record